Molecule: messenger RNA, 867 nt
Organism: Drosophila guanche
Lineage: Eukaryota; Metazoa; Arthropoda; Insecta; Diptera; Drosophilidae
Product: serine protease 3
Exons: 2
Coding region: 26-832 (268 amino acids)
Biological process (GO): proteolysis
Molecular function (GO): serine-type endopeptidase activity
Source: RefSeq, a predicted model, not a curated record
UGGGGAGCUGUGCCAGUCCACAGAAAUGGCUUUAUUCGCACUCUUAUUGGCAGCUCUAGUGGCCUCGGCACUGGCCCAUGACGCUGUGCAUCCAAAGGAUCUGCCGUUGGAACAGCGUAAUAUUGAGGGUCGCAUUACCAAUGGCUAUGAGGCAACUGAGGGAAAGGUACCCUAUAUAGUGGGCAUCAGCUUCAACAGCAACGGAAGGUGGUGGUGGUGCGGUGGCUCGAUCAUUGGCAACACUUGGGUACUGACAGCUGCUCACUGCACCAGCGAUGCCGAUGAGGCUUCCCUCUACUAUGGAGCCACCAAUUACGAGCAGGCUGCCUUCAGGCACACUGUCAGCAGCGCCGCUUUCAUCAGAUAUCCCGACUAUCGUGGGCUCGAUCAUGACAUAUCCCUGAUCAGAACACCUCAUGUGGAUUUCUAUAACCUGGUGAACAAGGUGGAGCUUCCAAGCCUGAAUGAGCGCUACAAUUCAUUCGACAGCUACCUGGCCCUGGCCUCUGGCUGGGGUGCCAUCUAUGAUGGCAGCAAUGUGGUGGAGGAUCUACGCUGCGUGGACGUGGAAGUCAUCCCCCUAUCGCAGUGCCAGGCUUACUACGGCACCGAAACUGCCUCCGAGAAUGUCAUUUGUGUGGACACUCCCGAUGGAAAGUCAACCUGCCAGGGCGAUUCCGGCGGCCCUCUGGUCACUCAUGACGGUGCUAAGCUGAUCGGCGUGACUUCCUUCGUUUCCAUUUAUGGCUGCCAGUCGGGUGCUCCAGCUGGUUUCACUCGUGUCACCCAAUACCUAGAGUGGAUCAAGGAGGAAACGGGAAUAUUUUAUUAAAAGUCUACGAUGUUUGUUUACAAAUAAAAAAUGUU